Molecule: messenger RNA, 2310 nt
Organism: Ectocarpus siliculosus
Lineage: Eukaryota; Phaeophyceae; Ectocarpales; Ectocarpaceae
Source: the annotation of a GenBank genome assembly
AUGUCUGCGGUCUACCAAGAAGACAACUUCCCUCUGCUCGAGAAAAAUGCCGGGGCCUACAACGCGGGAGGGCAAGUGGAAGUCCAGGACCGCGCCCGCAGGCUCACCGACCCUGCCAUCCUCGCCGAGUACGGCGACGGAUGGUACCCUCUCCGCUGGGUGUACGAUAAAGGUGAGAUGGCUCCCAACGGAAACUACAUCGAGCCUCAGGGAAUCUCCGUCCGGCACGGGGUGUGCGGCGACCCGAAAUCGGGUGAUCAGGGUGGACAGGACGGCGAGAACACUUACAGCACGCCCAACAAGGACUGGCCGGUCCUCCAAGAGUUCAAGCAGGGCCAGUCUAUGGAGAUCAAGGCCGUCAUGAAGGCGUGGCACUAUGGGCACUUGGAGUUCUUCAUCUGCGACACUCAAGACCUCGAUGAUCCCGAUGACGUCGCCACCCAGGAGUGCUUCAACAAGUACCCGCUGACACGUUCGGAAGGCGACGGCGUCAACAGCCCCAUCGACCCCAACUACCCCGGGCGCUACUACGCGGACCCCCCCUGCCGUGAGAACGAGACGGAGCAGGACUACGACUGGCGGGCCGGUGGCGGCUACGUCAUGACCAUGAACUACGACCUGCCCGAGAACCUCGUCUGCGAACACUGCGUCCUCCAGAUGUGGUACUACACCGGACACAAGUGCUACCACCCUGGAUAUGAAGAGUUCAACCCCGCCUCCUGGGGGAGCGAGUGCGCGCCCAACAAGUCUGACUGGAUUGACCUGAGCAUCGACUACUGCGGCGACAAUGAGUGGAACCUCGCUGAAGAGUUCUGGGCGUGCUCCGACAUCGCGAUCACGGCCGAAACAAACUGGUGUCUCCCUUGCCCCUUUUUUCAUCGAAUCUGCAGAUGGAUCGUCGCCUGCAGAGACCCCGACGCCCAGCCCCGAAGCCGCCCUACCGCAACCGACGCCCCCGUCGACGCGACGGCGGAGCCCACCGCUGCAGCUACCGCCGAACCCCUGCAUCCGACCCCAGCUCCCAUCGAAGAGACGGCGGAGCCUACCGCUGCUGCCACCCCGGAACCCACACCGGCUCCCGUGGAAGAGACCGCGGAGCCCACCACUGCUGGGACCACGAUGACCCCCGAACCCAUUGAAACCACGCCCCCCCCCACGGACGGUGACGUCGGCGACGGGGAAGAGGCUGAGUACGUCGGCUGCUUCCAUGACAACAAGGAGGACCGCAUCCUGGGGGACAAGCUCGACUCCGUGGACAUGACUACCGAGGUUUGCCUGGCGCACUGCACGGAGCUAGGCGCUGCGUUCAUGGCAACCCAGUUCGGCUUCGAGUGCUGGUGCUCCGCCGAUGAGCUCCUCGACUACGAGCGCCACUACCAAAUGAACGACGCCGACGCUGUGUGCGACAUGUCCUGCCGGGGCGAUAAGACCCAGCCUUGCGGAGGGUUCAACUCGUUCGAUCUCUACAAACUCCAGACGACGUCGACGGUGUUGUGCUCGGGCACUCCGGUCGAGGCCUACGAGCAGUGCGGGGGCAAGGACUGGACCGGGUCGACGUGCUGCAUGGACGGUUACGACUGCACCCAGAUGGUCGAAGAUGGCUGCUAUGCUCAGUGCCGUCCAUCGGUCACCGUCGAGCCGAUCACCCCUUCACCCGUCAGCACCACGCGCCCGCCCGUCGCCCUCUCCACCUCGGCGCCCGUCGAUCCCGCUACCAUGGCACCCGUUGCCCCUUCCCCUGUGGCCACACCUGCCCCGGUCUCCGAACCAACGAGCGGCUGCAUGGUCGUACGCAUGGAGGCCGAAGACCUCCCGGUUCUAGGCGACUGGCGCGUCGUGAACGACGCCGACGCGAGCGGCGGGAAGUACAUCACCUGGGAAGGCUUGUCCGAGGGGCAGAACAACGGGGACCCCGCGGACGGGGACAUCAUGUCCGCCUCCAUCCAGGUCCCGACCGCGGGCACCUACUCGUUCAAGUGGCUGAUGCGCCAGCCCGACGGCGUCGAGAGCGACAAGGGCAACGACGCCUGGCUGAACUUCCCCGACGCCAAGCGGUACGGGCCGGCGGGCACGCAGGAGAGCUACGGCACGUUCAUCAAGGUCUACGGCAGGGCCACGAACGGAGACUUCGAGUACUCGGGGACCGGGGAGGACUCUCACGGCCACACCCAGAUCGCCGUCGAGUUCGAGGAGGCCGGCGAGUACGCCAUGGAGAUCUCCGGCCGCUCCCACGGGCUGCAGAUCGAUCAGAUCCUCGUGUUCGGGGAAGACCUCAGCGUGGAUGAGGCAGUGGCGAACACCGGCUGCUAA